This is a messenger RNA of Melanaphis sacchari, 765 nucleotides long. RefSeq lists its product as uncharacterized. The transcript has a single exon. Bases 1 to 765 code for a protein of 254 amino acids. The record is from RefSeq and is a predicted model, not a curated record. NCBI's taxonomy places the organism in Eukaryota, Metazoa, Arthropoda, Insecta, Hemiptera, Aphididae.
AUGACGAGUAAAACAGAAGAAUGUUAUACUCGCCUUUUUGAAAGUUUAAAUGAUUUUGCAGCUGAAAAUGAGUUAGAUUUAAAUCCUCAAUUUAUUUUAACUGAUUUUGAGCAAGCGGCUAUAAAUGCUUCAAAACGUGAAUAUCCAGACACUAAUUGCAUAGGUUGUCUUUUUCAUCUAGGGCAAAGUGUAUGGCGUCAAAUUCAAACAAAUUCUCUAAGUAAAAGAUAUGGAGAAGACGAAGAAUUUAGUUUGAAACUACGUCAGAUUAUUGCACUUGCUUUUCUUCUACCUACCGAAAUACCAGGUGCAUUCGAUGAAUUGAAAUCUACUAUUCCUGAAGAAGCUUCUGAGAUAAUGCAGUGGUUUGAGAACAAUUAUGUGCAUGGUAGAAUUAGAAGGAUAAUGAGAGGAGGUAAUGUAAGUCGUGCAGCUGCUUUAUUUCCACCAAAAUUUUGGUCCGUAUUUGAGCGAAUGGAAUUAGGAGUUCCUAGAACUCAAAACCGCGUAGAGGGUUGGCACAGACGUUUUGAAACUCUCGUUGGAAAAUGUCAUGUUGGUGUUUACACAAUUUUAGAGGAAAUUAAAAAAGAACAAAUUCAAACGGAACGAAGAGCCGAAGAUAUAAUUCGUGGAAGGGCACAUACUCCAACUCGUAGAGAAUACGCUGAAAGAGAAAAACGUAUUAGUGCAAUUAUAAAUGAUAGGGGAAAUCGAUCACAGUUAUCAUUUCUAAGGGGAAUCGCUCAUAACAUUAAAUUGUAA